GCCACCGCGGAUUGCGGCUCGGGCGCCGUGGAGUGCAACGGCGCCGGUGCAACCCCGCCCGCCACCCUGGCGGAGUUCACGCUGAAUGGUGCAGGCGGGCUUGAUUUCUACGAUGUCAGCCUUGUUGAUGGCUACAACGUGCCCAUGUUAAUCACCCCACAGGGUGGAGCAGGUGUAGGCAACUGCACGACGACUGGGUGCACGGUGGACUUGAACAGCGAGUGCCCCAUGGAGUUGAGGGUGGUGGUGAGCGGCGGGGACGGGCGGAGCGUGGCGUGCAAAAGCGCGUGUGAGGCGUUCGGGGAGGCACAGUAUUGCUGCAGUGGGGAGUAUGGGAACCCGAAUACGUGCCGGCCGACGUCGUACUCGGAGCUGUUCAAGGCGGCGUGCCCGUCGGCUUACAGCUACGCAUACGACGACGGGAGCAGCACCUUCACCUGCGCCUCCCCCGCCGAUUACCUUAUCACUUUCUGCCCUUCUCCCACGACCAGCUUGAAAUCAUCAAACGGGCAGUACCCGCGGGCAGUGGACGUCUCAAGAGCCGGGCAUCACGGCACGCCGUUAACGUCCGUAGCCGUUAUCUCCGCCGUUACGGCAGCUCUAAGUCAGCGGUUGUUGCGGCUCUUUUAAACCUGCCACCGCACACGGCCAUUGGGCCCAUCUUCAGAAGUGGGCCGCCGGCCCAUCAUUUGAGCCCAUAUAACAUGAGUUAAAAGAUUUUUGUUUUGUUUUUUUUAAUACACAUGAAGUUAGAGAUAGAUUCAUCCAUGCACACAUAUUUU
Molecule: messenger RNA, 782 nt
Organism: Momordica charantia (bitter melon)
Lineage: Eukaryota; Viridiplantae; Streptophyta; Magnoliopsida; Cucurbitales; Cucurbitaceae
Source: RefSeq, a predicted model, not a curated record